Molecule: messenger RNA, 5941 nt
Organism: Parasteatoda tepidariorum (common house spider)
Lineage: Eukaryota; Metazoa; Arthropoda; Arachnida; Araneae; Theridiidae
Source: RefSeq, a predicted model, not a curated record
GAAUUUUGAAAACUGUGUGUUAUACCUAGCGAAUUUCAAGCGACUUAUUUAAAAUACUUGAGAUAUAUUGGAUUAUUACAUAUCAUUUAUAUUUAAUUGAUAUAAUCUGAUGAUGAAGCGUUCAAGUCCUGAACAACCUCCAACUUCUGCUGGAGCUUCUGGUUCAGCUUCUGGAUCAGCUGCUGCUGGACCUUCGGGUUCAGCUUCUGGCUCAGGCCCUCCAAGAAAGAAAAUGAAGACGCAUGGCCAGGAAACACCUGAACAAGUCAGGAAAGAGAGAGAAGAGAGAGAGAGAGCAGAGAGAAGAAGGACGACUCAAGUGGCCUAUGCUCAGGAAGAAAGACGAAGAGCAAGGGAGUUUCAACAGCAAAGGGAUCGGGAAGAGAAAAAGAAGAGGAACGAAGAGAAGAGGAGAAUAUUUACCGAGGCUAGCACGCUGGCUACCUCCCUUGCCAAUGAGUCAAUGGUUCAGCUGGCGUCAAGAUUUGUUGACAGGAUAUCGCAGGGCUUAUCUUUUAAUGAAGCCCGAAGUCAGCUGGACGCGGACAUCCAGGAGAGAAGUGGGGAACUGCAAAGAUCCAUACUGGAAUCAUUAAACAGGUCAUUUCCCAUUGAAGAAGAGAAAGAAAUAGUACAGCAUUCAAGUCCACCACCCCCUCUUUCUCCGCCACCCCCUCAACCGCAGACACCACCCCCAGUUGCAGUUGCUGUGCCACCAGUUGCAGUGCCACCAGUUGCAGUUGCAGUGCCACCAGUUGCAGUUGCAGUGCCACCAGUUGCAGUUGCCGUGCCACCAGUUGCAGUUGCCGUGCCACCAGUUGCAGUUGCAGUGCCACCAGCUGCAGCGUCAUCAGUUCCUCCAGCUGUGCCUCAACAGCCUCAGCCACCUGGUGCGCAACGAAGGAGAAGAGGUAAUCCUGGAAGAAGGGGUACUGAGUUACAGCUCCUACUAGACGCAGGCAAAAACUACUUGGGAGUAAAUCAACCCCCCCUCAGUAGACUUAGAAGUAGGCCAAGACCAGCGUCAUCCCAAUCCAAAGACCAGCGUCAUCCCAAUCCAAAGACCAGCGUCAUCCCAAUCCAAAGACCAGCGUCAUCCCAAUCCAAAGACCAGCGUCAUCCCAAUCCAAAGACCAGCGUCAUCCCAAUCCAAAGACCAGCGUCAUCCCAAUCCAAAGACCAGCGUCAUCCCAAUCCAAAGACCAGCGUCAUCCCAAUCCAAAGACCAGCGUCAUCCCAAUCCAAAGACCAGCGUCAUCCCAAUCCAAAGACCAGCGUCAUCCCAAUCCAAAGACCAGCGUCAUCCCAAUCCAAAGACCAGCGUCAUCCCAAUCCAAAGACCAGCGUCAUCCCAAUCCAAAGACCAGCGUCAUCCCAAUCCAAAGACCAGCGUCAUCCCAAUCCAAAGACCAGCGUCAUCCCAAUCCAAAGACCAGCGUCAUCCCAAUCCAAAGACCAGCGUCAUCCCAAUCCAAAGACCAGCGUCAUCCCAAUCCAAAGACCAGCGUCAUCCCAAUCCAAAGACCAGCGUCAUCCCAAUCCAAAGACCAGCGUCAUCCCAAUCCAAAGACCAGCGUCAUCCCAAUCCAAAGACCAGCGUCAUCCCAAUCCAAAGACCAGCGUCAUCCCAAUCCAAAGACCAGCGUCAUCCCAAUCCAAAGACCAGCGUCAUCCCGAUCCCAAGACCAGCGUCAUCCCGAUCCCAAGACCAGCGUCAUCCCAAUCCAAAGACCAGCGUCAUCCCAAUCCAAAGAGACCAGCGUCAUCCCAAUCCAAAGAGACCAGCGUCAUCCCAAUCCAAAGAGACCAGCGUCAUCCCAAUCCAAAGAGACCAGCGUCAUCCCAAUCCAAAGAGACCAGCGUCAUCCCAAUCCAAAGAGACCAGCGUCAUCCCAAUCCAAAGAGACCAGCGUCAUCCCAAUCCAAAGAGACCAGCGUCAUCCCAAUCCAAAGAGACCAGCGUCAUCCCAAUCCAAAGAGACCAGCGUCAUCCCAAUCCAAAGAGACCAGCGUCAUCCCAAUCCAAAGAGACCAGCGUCAUCCCAAUCCAAAGAGACCAGCGUCAUCCCAAUCCAAAGAGACCAGCGUCAUCCCAAUCCAAAGAGACCAGCGUCAUCCCAAUCCAAAGAGACCAGCGUCAUCCCAAUCCAAAGAGACCAGCGUCAUCCCAAUCCAAAGAGACCAGCGUCAUCCCAAUCCAAAGAGACCAGCGUCAUCCCAAUCCAAAGAGACCAGCGUCAUCCCAAUCCAAAGACCAUGCGUCAUCCCAAUCCAAAGACCCUGCUACUUCUAAGUAACUCAACAGCUGUAAAACAUCUUGAAACACAUUUGAAACCAACUGCUCUUGAAUUGUUGAAAAUGCUUUGAGAAACGGAGAAUGAUGAUCUGACGAAUGGGAAGCAACUGUUCGCACCCAGUAAUUAGUUCCUAUUGGUGCGGAAAUAAAUCAGCAUUUGAAAAGCUUGAGGGGCUGAAAAGCUGAGAAAAGAUGGAGAAGAUGAGGAUGUGACUUCUUACAACCUGGAUUCUGCCUAUUCUUCGCUGAUGUUAAGCUUUUGCUGUUCAGAUAUGUAAAUUUUAAAUUUAUUCACAACUGUCUAUAAUGAUGCUACAUGGUUAUGCUAAAUAUUAUGCUACAUGGUAUAUUGUAUAAAUCUAAAUAUAUGUAAGAAAUUGAUUGUCUUAAAAGCUGAUUGAAUGUAGGACUCUCCCCCUCCUUCUUUUAGUACUGAUUUUUACAGGCUAAGGGAAGCAGAUUCGCAAUAUUAUUCCAUCUAAAACAGGACUCCGAUCACUUCGUUAACAACACUUCUCAGAAACCUACUCAGAUCACGAAUGUUUUCCCGUUACUGCAAGGAAUUCAUAUGCAAUUUUUUGUAGCGAGCUAUCUGUGCUGGAUUAAAUUAUGUGUGGAAACGUACAAAGCGUUUUAGAUGGAUUAGUUAUAGAAGAAAUUUUGGAAAACUUGACAAUAGAGGAACAGCUUCCCCUGAGAAGGAAUAAACUAAAGGACUUGCUAUGAAACCUAAAUGAGAUAACACCCAGAGGACUAUCAGAAAGUAUGUCGAAGAUUACAAUCACGACCACUAUUCAUGCAGACUCCCCAAUGAGAGGCACAUGCGGACUGCUUUUAAAGAUAUUCUAAUUUAUAAUGGAAAAUAAAAUUUACUAAGUAAUCUGGCCAUAGAAGGAUUUCCGGUAGAAGAGGUUAAACAAAUGAGAAGGUUCAGAGGAGAGACUAAAAAGUUGAAUCUAUUCCUCGUAUCACUAUGCAGAGAGGAUAAUUUCAAGGAAAUUUACGACGUAACACAUGUUGAUGGAUUAAAAGUCAGAGUAGAAGCCUGUAAGACCCGAACUAGACAGGCACAACGCCAUCAGUGCCAGGGGGUCUUUACCAUUCGGCUGCGAUGUGCCCAAAAUGUGGAGAAACAGACCGCCAAUUGAACUAAAACGCAGGAUGAGAAACCUCUGUAUUGCAACUGCGGUUCAGAACACCCGGCCAGUCAUAGAGGAUGUCCUAAAUUUCCGAUGGGACCAAGACAAAGGUCUAGAAGGAACAAUACACAGGAAAAGGUUUUUGAAAGGCGAUGCUGUUAAAAAACAAGUGAAUUCGGACUUGCAAAAAAACCGUAGAUGUCUCUUACAAAUUAAAUGAAAUAGUAAGUGUCCUCAACGGUCUAAAAGCAAUUCCACUGCACAGAAGAGAAGUUGAAAGAAUCUAACAAGGGGAAAUAAAUAAGAAAAAUCAUGAAUAAUAAGGGAUUAAGAACUAUGUUAUUGAACGCGGCUGGAAGAAAUAAUAAAUUUACUGAGUUCAGUAAUUUCAUCAUAGAAAAUAAAAUUGAUAUAGCAUUAGUAACAGAAACACAUACUAAUGCUUCAAACAGACUAUCACUAGCAAAUUAUCUCACGACUUAUGGAACUAUGCGUAGAAGUGGAGCUAUAUUUGUUAAAAAGAGUUCAAGUACAGUUCUGUGUAGCAGUAACAACGGAAAAAAUUAUGAAGAAACUUCUGUACUUUUUAAUAAUAAUGAUAAGAUUGCCCACAAAUUUACUGCAAUGUACAUGCUGGUAAAAUUAUAAGCAAAGAUACCAUUUAUUCACUGUUUCUUUCCAACACAAAGAGCAUUAUUGGAGAUGAUUUUAAUGCGAAAAAUACAUCCUGGGUAUGUAGAGUGAAUAAUAAAAAUGGAAAAAAGCUCUAUUGCGGAGAGGAAUCUCACAAUCACAGCAUAUAAAGACUUUCCGUUCGUAGCAAAUAAGAGGCUUAGUCUGCUGUAUUUUUAUCAUCACGAAUAGCAAUACGCCACUUUUCUGCCUUACAGUCACCGAGUUGUCGAGUGACCACGUCCCCGUUACAAUCACCCUUAGGAAAGUUAUUCAAGAUACUCUUAGCAAGAAAACAAACUGGAAUAUUUUCAAAUAUUCUUUUGCUAGAUGAUUUGCAAAUCCUUUCUAACGCUAUAGAAGAUCAAUUUCAACUGAAUUGAAUUCACCCAAGUAACGACGAAGAUUAUGAAAAAGCAAACAAGACUCAUGAAAAUUAUUUAAAUAAUAGCAGCUCUGGCCCUAUACAUUUGGUCAACCAGGCCGACAUAAUCAGUAAUAUAAAUAAAUUGAACAACAGAAAGGUCACCUGGAGAAGCAAUGUUAAUAACACAUUAUGAUGAAACAUCUAUCAAUAAAUCAAAUUAAUAACCUAUGUUCUUGAAAUAUAAUAUCUUCCCCGAUAAUUGGAAAAAUGUUACCAUCAUUCUUAUCCCGAAACCAGGGAAAGACAGUAGAAUUGCCACUAAUUUCAGACCGAUAAGUCUUAUUCCAACAUUCGAGAAAAUCCCUGAAAGAAUAUUAUUACAGAACAGUUCAUGGUGGAGGAGAAGUGUGUAGCUUCUGUUGGUACUAGGUUCUGUUGGUGUCUGUAGUACCAUGGACUCCCGAGGGAAGAAGUAUGACUUCGUCCGUUGCCUUUAUUCCGGUAACGGUUUCACGGAUGGAAGUAAAUUUGAUAAUGGCAACAUUGGUAGUGGUGUUGUCAUAAAAAACCAAGAUGACGUUACAAAAAUUAAAAGGCGUAACCCAAACCAUUGUUCAGUUUUCAGAUCAGAACUAAUCGCCACAAACGCGGAUCUAGAACACAUGAUUUCCAUUGAGAGUACAGAGAAUAUCUGGAUUUUCACGGAUAGUAAGAGCUCAGUUCAAUACCUGAGUAAUUGGCAAAACAUCAGUGACAGAAUUGGCCUAAAUAUCAUCGACAAUUUGAUGACUUACUCUUAUCACAAUGAUAUACAUCUUCAGUGGAUCCCCUCCCACGUGAACCUUCACUUUAAUGAUCUGGCCGAUGAACUGGCCAAGGAGGGCACCAAUGAUCCAAUAGAUAGUAGUGGCCUUCUAACAUACAAUGAAAUCUAUGCAAAAGUAAAGGCCGACAAUAAUAGGACUUGGAGGAUUCCACCUAGUCGUGAAUGGUAUCAACAAAAUAGUCCUGGGGCUGCCCUGGAGCUAAAAGGUGAUAGGAAAUUACAGACAGCUAUCACAAGACUAAUCACUGGUCAUACCCGCGGACUAACAUUUGUUCAGGGUCAAAAGACGUUUCCUGUAUGCCUAAAAUGUAGUGCUCACUAGGCUUCACCUGAUCAUUUGCUGACCUGUAUGGGACUGGAGAAAAAUUUUAUUUUGGAGGAUCCGCAGAUGGUGUUUGAUUUUCUGUCGGUGAACGGUCUCUUGGACUUGGUCUAGCCUUGUUCUGGGCCAAGAGGAAUAAGUACCACCACCAUAUUAUUACAGAGAUUCCUGGCACAUAUGACAGCCCGGUCAGGAACUGUUAAACUAAUACUCAGAUGAAGAAGCUUGAGACGCUUCAAAAUAAGCUUUCACGCAGAAUGAGAUCUUAAUAUCGACAGUAUAAGUGAAUUUAGCAGCAAACUGAGCUUCUUCUACAUUC